UUUGUAACAAUAUAUAAACUAAAUAUAAACACUGUUUUAAGGUUAAAACAACUCACUCUACACGGAGAUCUCUAAAGGAGGCCAAUGGGGGUUAUCAUUUAAUAUUAUGAAAAAUGACGACAUCUAUCACAUUUGCACAAGACAUAGUUCGUUGUAAUCUAUGUGAAAAUCCUGGUGACCACCUCUGUCGACUUUGUCAGUUAACACUUUGUCUGGAAUGUACACCAAAACAUUUAUCCGAUAAAGGGACCACACAUGAAAUUGUAGGCUUGACUUCGCAGACAUCAACAGACAUUGUGACACGCGUUGAAUGUUUGGACCAUAGCAAAUCAGUUUGUGAGAUUUAUUGCAAUGAUUGCCUAAUCCCCAUCUGUGCUAAAUGUGUCAUUGAUAAACACAAACAACAUACUCUCGUAUCAUUCGACGAAUUUCUAGAAAGGAAAAAGGUAGACAUUUUGAACGACAUCCAAGAAAUGGAAAGCACGGUUUUGCCGGAAUUUCAAAAAGAGAAAACGGAGGAUUACGAAAAGGACUUUGAAAAAACGAUGAGAAAGAUUUGCGUUCAAGAGGAUUUAAUUUUCCAAGCGGUAAAGAAAGCUGGCAAUGACUUAAGAGCCCAAGCAUCAAAACACAAGGCAGAUAAUUUAGAAAAAGCAAAUCAAAAUGCUAAGUUGGAAAAAGAGAUGUCCAUGCUCAUUCAAAAUGCCCGAUCUAUACUCGAAAGAAACGAUCCCAAAGAAAUUUUGAUAUUUAAAGGAUUAAAAUACAAGGUUUACCCAUGUCCUGUGGAUCUAAAAAAGAAAGCAUUGUCUUAACGAAAUGCAGCAAUUGACGAAAAUGAUGUAUCAUCCCUGUUUGGCACACUUCUCGAUAUAGAAGAAAAAAGUGUGUUAAGCAGAGGAGAGAACCUUGAACUACAAACCUGGUUUCAUGGGUUUAUCACAAGGGAAGAAGCAAAUCAACUUCUGAAGAAAAAUGGAGAUUUUCUCGUCCGUGAAAAAACUAAAGGCACAAACAAAAACUGUUUUGUUCUUUCAACGUACCAAAAUGACCGCCUAUGUCACAUACAAGUUAGCGAUUUGCUAAAUAAAAUAAGUAUGGACCAUGGAUCCACUUUGAUUGAUUUUGUUGAGCAACUUCUUUGCAAAGGAGAGCAGACUUUUGUCAAAGACAAACACUUCAUAUUACGUUCCCCUGUAGAUAGAAGUCAUUAUCAGCUUGACUACGAUAAAAUUGCACUGGGCCAAAAGAUUGAGACUAUUGAUAAUGGCUUAAAUUUACACAGAGGACAAUUUGGUGACCAUGGGUCUUUAGUUAUACACGGCGAGGAAAGAGAAAAUCAAAUAUUCAGAUACGUCGAGCUUCUGCGCCAUCUGGUCCAUCCAAAUGUAGUGCGGCUGAAGGGGUACUCAGCUCUACAGAAGCCAGUACUACUGGUGAUAGAGUAUAUGUCUGAUUCGCUGCCGCAUUAUCUGAGAAAAACGGGAAAAUCCAUAUCAACAAAACAAAGAAUAAGCAUGUGUCUCCAUGUGGCAAAAGGAAUGGCAUAUUUACAUCAGGAAAAGUACAUUCAUAGGGAUUUAGCAGCAAGGAACUGUUUGGUAACUGGGGAUCAUUUUGUCAAAAUCUGUGGAUUCUCAAUGACAGAAAAGGGAGAGGUAUAUUCCUCCGAUAGGUCGGAAACGAUUCCGAUCAAGUGGGCAGCCCCAGAAGCUUUCAUUUCAGGAAAUUACGUACUGUUGAGUGAUGUCUGGAGUUUUGGAAUCCUGAUGUGGGAGAUAUUUUCACCCGGAAUGGUGCCUUAUCCAGGAAUGAGUAACAUUGAAACUCGUGAUAAAGUUAUAAAAGGCUACAGAAUGGAAGCACCGAAGAAUACACCAAAGGCUUGUUACAAUAUAAUGAUGAAUUUUUGGGAUGAUCAGCCUGCAUACCGGAGCCACUUUGUGGAUCUCAUAGAGAAACUGCAGCAAUUACUUUAGAAGCCGUCAGUAUCGUCCAACGCCUCUUAAUUUUGGUUUCUGAAACCAACUCACUUAAGAGAUAUGAUUAACUGGCGACAUGUAUAUCUUGUCUUUACAUUGUCUAUUAAUUGUAUGUAUGUGUGUGUGUGUGUGAUUUAUGUUCUUUUACAUUUUAUAUAUAUAUAUUUUGGAUCGUGUUGAACGUUCUAAAUCACAUAAAAAAUUGAGUGCGAUCUAUGAGGAAGUAAUAUGCUCACGAGUAUGAAGUUCAUGUCUGUGUUGUACAUAGUACCUUGGAUGUUGAGCUAAAAAUCAACAAAAAUAAUGACCGGAUAAUAUGUCAUUGAAUAAAGCGGCUAAAACAUGUAAAGUCUAUUUAUUUUUAAUUCAAAACUCCAUUUUGAUAUAUUUUUGGUAGUAUUUCUCCCUGGAUAUUCAUGCGCGAUCUAUUUAUUUGAUUAAAUGAAAUUAUUCUAAUGAUGAUACAUUAAAGUUGUUUAAUUGUUAAA
Molecule: messenger RNA, 2470 nt
Organism: Magallana angulata
Lineage: Eukaryota; Metazoa; Mollusca; Bivalvia; Ostreida; Ostreidae
Product: tyrosine-protein kinase receptor Tie-1-like
Exons: 9
Coding region: 1098-1979 (293 amino acids)
Biological process (GO): protein phosphorylation
Molecular function (GO): ATP binding; protein tyrosine kinase activity
Source: RefSeq, a predicted model, not a curated record